Messenger RNA from Salvelinus sp. IW2-2015, 2023 nucleotides. NCBI's taxonomy places the organism in Eukaryota, Metazoa, Chordata, Actinopteri, Salmoniformes, Salmonidae. The record is from RefSeq and is a predicted model, not a curated record.
GCAUUGCUGCACACUACCAGAUCACACAACAACACAGUCUAUGGGAAAAUUCACACAGACAGCAACACGCUUAUUUACAAAUUAUCCGAUGCACAUUAGGGCAUAGCAAGUUGAGGAAACCUGUACCGGAGACACCUCACAAAAACAACAGCACAUACAGAUAGAUAGAGCACCAGUCAGUCAAGAGGAGAGAGGGGUUCAGUCCUUCAAAGAAAGAUAAGAAAACAUCACACUUCAAUUGUUGGAGAAAAACUGAACGCGUCAGCGUUAUUUGGAAGUUUUUUUGAGCGAUUUUUUUUGCAUACUGGCCUAUCAUCACAUCUCGGCAUCCUUACAAAUAGCAUCGGUCCACUUUGGAAGUGACGAGUGUGCCAACAAUAGUGGUAGGGCAUAAGAUAUAAUUUUUUGCAAUCCUCUCAUUCUAAUCUAGGUUUAACGAUUUGGUCAGCGAACUAUUGCUAACUUUUGUUGUGUCUAUGGUGUAAGUCUAAAACGUAAUCCAUGUCAAAACGUUAACUUGCAUUGUUUUGUUCGUAAUAAUAACAAUUGGAUUGGAAUUUUGGAAAAAGAUGCUGUGCGCACCGAGAAUGGAAACAGGUCCGCGAUUGUGGCUUUAAGCCCUUUCUUUUUCUAAUAUCUUAACAACCAGUAUUUUAUUUGAUUAUCUUACAGAGAUAAAACUUCACUAAAUUCAAAAUAAUCUUAUUGGUGAGAUUUUUAUUGGUGAGCUUCGGUUCCCGAAGAAGCGCCUGUCAGUUUGUUCUCCUGUUAACUUUGUAGGUAGCCUAAAACUUCCUGACCGGCUGUCACUUCUUAUAUUUCAACUUCUAGAUCACCAGAUAUCAAUAACUCUAAUCAAUGUUUCACUUUUACAUAUAGGAGAUGCUAAACUGAAUGGAUACAUCUAAUUUCUGAAUAGAUCAGAAAUAUAAGGCUUGACUUUUCAACAUUUUACGCUAGAAUUACGCGUGAUAGUUGCAGUAGCCUAUUUGGCAAAACAUCAUCAACAUUUUGUCAUUAUAUCUAGAUAAAGAUAAAUAACAAUAUUCAUUUAUCUUUCCACGGUCUCCAACCUACACACCCCUGCGUAGAGGACGCGUUUCCUGCCCCUCACACCACCGGCAUCAAUGUCAUUGCUAACCUCCUGAAAGCUGCAGUUGUCUCGUCGCUGAUACAGAGAGAAAUCCAGACAUAGAAUGGCCGAUGAGCUGGUAACCAUCACUCAUGGGAUUGUGGUGUGACUUGUUCGGCUGGAGGGAAGACUGCUGAUAUUCUUUGAAAAAUCUUCAUAGACUCAGUGCGUGUUCAAUCUACCAGAGCAGGGAUGAUCAGGAUCUUCCCGGAUUUCAGCGUUCAGGUGACGGCGGCAGGUGGAGGAGCCGGGGGAAUGCCAUCAGGUCCUGCGGUGGGGAGAAUCCCCGGUACCACUAACGGGAACCCGCAGAACGUCCAGGGGAUCACGUCCUAUCAACAAAGGGAAAUUAAAACCCUACACCCUUUCUGCAUGGAGGGAUCAGAGGAGGAGGCCAUAGUUGAUGCCCAAUUCAUGUCCAAAUUCCCCCACGACCCUUACUGGGAGAGGCCUGCUAAUGCCAGCUCCUGUUCAGCCUCUAGGCCCAAGACACUCCACCUUGGAGGGCAACAACAUACCUCAUCGCCAUGGUUGCAGGCUCUGAGGAAGGAGAAGUCCCGGGAUGCGGCUCGCUCGCGGCGGGGGAAGGAGAACUUUGAGUUCUAUGAGCUGGCCAAGAUGCUGCCCCUGCCCGGGGCCAUCACCAGCCAGCUGGACAAGGCUUCCAUCAUCCGCCUCACCAUCAGCUACCUGAAGAUGAGGGACUUCGCCAACCAGGGGGACCCGCCAUGGAACCUGCGCAUAGAAGGCCCACCACCCAACACCUCCGUCAAAGCUAUAGGAGUACAGCGAAGGAGGACUCCCAGUGCAGUAGCCUCAGAGAUCUUCGAGCCACACCUCGGGAGCCACAUAUUGCAGGACCAAAGCUGCGGCAUUGUUCAAGCCUUCUAG